AUGAAGCCGACAAAACCUGGAUUGGAGGAGCCGCAGGAAAUGAUUCACAAGAUCCGUAUCACUCUCUCCUCCAAAAAUGUUAAGAAUCUCGAGAAAGUGUGUGCUGAUUUGGUACGUGGUGCCAAGGACAAGAGGCUUAGGGUCAAGGGACCAGUGAGAAUGCCUACCAAGGUUCUUAACAUUACAACUCGGAAGUCUCCUUGUGGUGAAGGUACCAACACAUGGGAUAGAUUUGAACUCCGAGUUCACAAGCGAGUGAUUGACCUGUUCAGCUCCCCUGAUGUGGUUAAGCAGAUUACUUCUAUUACUAUUGAACCCGGUGUCGAGGUUGAGGUCACCAUUGCCGAUUCUUAA
Molecule: messenger RNA, 354 nt
Organism: Fraxinus pennsylvanica
Lineage: Eukaryota; Viridiplantae; Streptophyta; Magnoliopsida; Lamiales; Oleaceae
Source: the annotation of a GenBank genome assembly